Dioscorea cayenensis subsp. rotundata (Guinea yam) is the source of this 246-nucleotide messenger RNA. RefSeq lists its product as uncharacterized. The transcript has a single exon. Gene Ontology annotation, biological process: seed dormancy process. Lineage: Eukaryota; Viridiplantae; Streptophyta; Magnoliopsida; Dioscoreales; Dioscoreaceae. The coding region runs from base 1 to 246 and encodes 81 amino acids. The record is from RefSeq and is a predicted model, not a curated record.
AUGGCGAAGAGUAAAGAUGACAUCAAGUAUGGCACAGCUCAGGCCAAGCUCUCUGAAGAUGAACAGCUGAGGAUAAGAUACAAGCAUGGUACUCCAUUGGAAGGUGGCAAGAUCUCCGAUUCGGAGCCCGUUGAGCUCUUCUCUGGAGCUCAAAAGAUCUCUGAAACUAACUUAGCCAGUUCUAAGACUGAUCAGACUUCUUGUGCCACUAACAUCACCACUAACAAGUCAUCUUCUAACUCUUGA